Molecule: messenger RNA, 1074 nt
Organism: Aspergillus ibericus CBS 121593
Lineage: Eukaryota; Fungi; Ascomycota; Eurotiomycetes; Eurotiales; Aspergillaceae
Product: prohibitin subunit PHB2
Exons: 4
Coding region: 36-905 (289 amino acids)
Biological process (GO): mitochondrion organization
Cellular component (GO): membrane; mitochondrion
Source: RefSeq, a predicted model, not a curated record
CCGGGAAUCCUAGGGAUCAGUUUCAAAGGCUCCAGAUGGCCCUCAACAACCGCGGCGGCGGUUUCCCGGGUGGAGCUCGUGGCGGCGGCGUGGGAGCCGGAGCUGUGCUCGUCGUCUUGCUGGGAGGAUGGGCUCUCUCCAACUCCAUGUUCAACGUUGAUGGUGGUCACCGUGCCAUCAAGUACUCCAGAGUUGGUGGUGUCAAGAAGGAAAUCUACAGCGAAGGAACUCAUCUUCGGAUUCCCUGGCUCGAGACCCCGAUCAUCUACGACGUCCGCGCCAAGCCGCGCAACAUUGCCUCCCUCACCGGUACCAAAGACUUGCAGAUGGUGAACAUCACCUGCCGUGUCCUGUCCAGACCCCGCGUCGACGCCCUUCCCCAAAUAUACCGUACUCUGGGCCAGGACUUUGACGAGCGCGUGCUUCCGUCCAUUGUGAACGAGGUCUUGAAGAGUGUGGUGGCGCAGUUCAACGCCAGCCAGCUGAUCACUCAGCGUGAGAACGUUGCCAGACUGGUCCGGGAGAACCUUGCUCGUCGGGCUGCCCGGUUCAACAUUGCCCUGGACGAUGUGUCGCUUACGCACUUGACCUUCUCCCCCGAGUUCACGGCCGCCGUCGAGGCCAAGCAGGUCGCCCAGCAGGAGGCCCAGCGGGCCGCUUUCUUGGUCGACAAGGCUCGUCAGGAGAAGCAGGCUUUCAUUGUCCGCGCCCAGGGUGAGGCUCGUUCGGCUGAGCUGAUUGGUGACGCGAUCAAGAAGAGCAAGAGUUACAUCGAGCUGCGUAAGAUCGAGAACGCGCGCCAGAUCGCCCAGAUCCUGCAGGAGAACGGCGGCAAGAACAAGCUGUACCUGGACUCGCAGGGUCUGGGCUUGAACGUCAACGCCGGUGCGGAUGACUCGAAAUAAGCGGGCAGAACGUCGGGGUCUGCCAGGCAGUGGCAGGCAUGGGUUUUUAAUGAUGUAGCAGUCAUGGCGCUAAGAGUCGUCCGGCAGGGCGGCAGGUGUGGCAUCAGGUACUUGUACAAAUAGUUUUCAGGUUCUCGAGCAACAGGCGAACAGUUUCUCUUCUCUUACA